Messenger RNA from Penicillium antarcticum, 1449 nucleotides. RefSeq lists its product as uncharacterized. The record is from RefSeq and is a predicted model, not a curated record. The transcript has a single exon. NCBI's taxonomy places the organism in Eukaryota, Fungi, Ascomycota, Eurotiomycetes, Eurotiales, Aspergillaceae. The coding region runs from base 1 to 1449 and encodes 482 amino acids.
AUGUCUGCCGAUCUACUAGCAGAAUUUGGCCAGGCCCCUGCUCCAGCCAGUGGUUCUUCUGGCCAGCAGAACAAACAGAGUUCAUUCUUGGAUGACUUGAACCAAGAGAAUAUCGAUUUCUUCGGAGCACCGGCAAGUGCUUCGCAGCACAGAGCUGCGGAUCCUAUCCCGAAGGCAGCUGGGAACCAUCCCGCAGGUCAAACCCCCUGGGGAUCCCAUUCUCAACCGCAAUUUGAUUUACCACUGCAUCAAAACAGUGAUUUAUUGUUCGAUGCAGCAUUCGAUGCUCCAGCAAGUGAUGCGGAUGACGACUGGGGUGAAUUUGAGGGACCAGAGUCUACUUCCCAGCAGGUUCCGAGGCCAACAGCUCCAUCCCAACCAUCAUCAGUAGCUACAUUUCCAAGAUCACAAGCUUCAUGGCCUCAGCGAGACGCUUUCGGGGCAUCAAUAUGCGACACCGCACCAACGCUGAACCAGGAAACAAAAACUCCUCGAAAGAAGCAACCUUCUCAACCUAAUGAUCAGACGCAAUCGACAUGGGAUGAUGACUCGUUUGGUGACUGGGGUGAGUUCGCCGACGCACCCGCUAGCAAGCCUCCGCCAAAGGUCUCUGUAAAAAAGGCAAAACCACCUGUCAAAUCUAGCAAACUCCCGGCAUCAACCUGGGAUGAGGACGCCUUUGAUAGUUGGGGUGAUUUCACGGAUGGACCCAGUGCACCACCAGCUCCCGAAUCGAAUACUCCUUCGUCAACAGUCACGAGUCCAGCUCCCCGAAGCUUCUUUUCUGGAAGCUCGGCAUCGUCACCGACCGUUCGCCCAACAAAUAUUCCACCGCCAUCUGUACUUCUCGAAUUGUUCUUAGAUGUGUUUGAAGAUCUACACAAGGAGGCUACACAGGUCAAAGCUCAACUACGAUCAUCGCCUUCAGGCACAACCAACCUUUCCGCGACUGCAUCAAAUAUCCACAAUGCGCUUGAAUCAGCUGCCCGCGUGAUUGCAGGGCGAACUCUCCGCUGGAAACGGGACACAAUUCUCAGCCAGAGUAUGCGAAUCGGCCCUGCUCGUUCCGGGAAAGCAGGUGGCAUGAAACUCAACAGCGUGAACAAACAUGAGAACAUCAAAGAAGAACAAGAUGCUGUCAAUGUCCUUAGUCUUUGGCGAGAACGGGCGGCGGUCUUCAGUGCUGUUCUACAAGCCGCAGGCCACCGACCGAUUCCCGCGGUCCCGGACUCCAGUGCGCUCAAAGUCAUUGUGGCUCGGUCGGACCAAGGAGCGUUGAAAGCUUCCCAUUCCUGUGCACUAUGUGCGCUCAAAAGAGACGAGCGAGUAUUACGGGUGGAUGAAUUGGAUGUACAAGAUAGUUUUGGCGAGUGGUGGACAGAACAUUGGGGUCACACCCAUUGCCGACAGUUCUGGGAGACAAAUGUCCAUCUCCUCGGGCAACGAUAA